GCUCCCGGGUGCUUGGAGUGGAAGCUCUGAAGCUGACACGUCCUCCCGCCCCGUGCGCAGCUGCUCAGUUCCCGCGCGAUGGCUCCGCAGCGGCGAGCGGGUUCCCGCACUCCGGAGAGCGGCGGGGCUGGCGCAGGGGCUCGGGCGGAGGAGCGCCGUCGUCUCAGCAGUGGCAUGAAAGGCAGUGUCCAGAAAGACUCACGCCGGAAGUGGCUGAAAGUAGCAUUCCUCCUGUCAUCUGCCAUGCUCGGCUACCUCCUGAGUGGCAGCUACUUGCUUGGUGAAGACGGAGUUACCGAAGUACUGGCCCAUCAAGGUGAAAGCCUACAAUACAAAUUCAUCGAAGUACCCUGCUCAGAGGACUAUGACAGCCACAAACGUUUUGAAGGCUGCACUCCUCGGAAGUGUGGAAGAGGGAUAACAGAUGCCAUAAUCAGCAGGGAGGAAGCUGAGAGAAUCCGUAGAAUAGCAGAGAAGGGACUCUCCCUUGGAGGAUCAGACGGAGGGGCUUCAAUUCUGGACUUGCACUCUGGAGCUCUUUCUUUGGGGAAGCAUUUUGUUAACAUGUACAGAUACUUCAGUGAUAAAGUCCACGAUACCUUUACGGAAGAAGAUUUUCACUUAUAUCGUGAUGUGAGGCAGAGAAUCCAACAAAAAAUAGCUCUCACUUUUGGUAUCAGCUCCUCUUCCAUGUAUUUGACGAAGCCAACCUUCUUCUCUAGAAUAAACAACUCAGAAGCCAAGACAGCUCACGAUGAAUACUGGCACCCACAUAUUGAUAAAGUGACCUACGGCUCUUUUGACUACACGUCGUUGCUUUACCUCUCCGACUACACAGAAGACUUUGGAGGCGGACGGUUUGUCUUUAUGGAUGAAGGGGCAAAUAGGACUGUAGAACCCCGAACAGGCCGGGUUUCCUUCUUCACUUCUGGCUCUGAGAACCUCCAUCAUGUUGAAAAGGUCCACUGGGGCACCCGUUACGCCAUCACCAUUUCCUUCACCUGCAAUCCUGACCACGGUAUCGGGGAUCCUGUUUUAACAUAAUGGGACAGGUGGCUAGAUGGAUUGACAACAAAAGCCCUGCGCAGAAGGGGGGGGGGAGGUUUAACUUCACAUGUAAAUUCCCCUCCAUAGAUCCUUCUAAACUUUAUUUAAUGUGAGCCAUUUUCUCACACUCAUCUUCCUCUUAAGUGUUGCAAACAGUGCCUUAGGGAUCACCUUUCUAAGUCUCCUGUAACCAUUUUGCUUUUUGCAAGGUAAUAGUCCUAAACUGCCCCCCCUCACCCUACACAUUUAAGGGCAUGUCAGAAUUCAGAGACUGCAGAACAUGCCACAUGCACUGUCAUGCCUCUAACACCGAAGAUCAAAAUGUAGUCACUUCAAAUGUUCCCUUCAGUUGUUGCUCUCAAAAGCACUAUUUGGGGAGUCCCAUGGAAUAGUUUGUGGGCAGAUAAACACUCAGGAACAUGUUGUGAAGGAGGACCUUUCUAAUAAACUUGUUGAGCUUUGUUGCCCUACCCACCUACCCCCCCCCCCCACUCCUCCUUUCUUCUGUUAUAUGUAAAUUCUGGGAAAUAAGUGGGGCAUUCAAUUUGCAGUCUUGAGCAUUCACACAUUUAUACACACUAGAGAACCAUGCUUCAAAUUCUAUGUACACAUAACCCAGAACUACAGAAUUUUAUGGACAUUAUCCAUGUGUCAAGUGUUGUUUUUCUUUAAUGUUACUGCAAUGUUUCUCCUUGGAAACAAAACAUGUGCUUUGACUACUGGAAUGGACUGCUCUGUGCAAAACUGUAUGUGAACUGAGAGGUGGCUUCAAAUGGUCAGAUAGGAGGAGAAUACUCAAGUGAUCUCAGGAUCCAUUAAAGUUUGCUUUGUUAUGAACCCUU
Molecule: messenger RNA, 1889 nt
Organism: Lacerta agilis (Sand lizard)
Lineage: Eukaryota; Metazoa; Chordata; Lepidosauria; Squamata; Lacertidae
Gene: OGFOD3
Product: 2-oxoglutarate and iron dependent oxygenase domain containing 3
Exons: 9
Coding region: 79-1044 (321 amino acids)
Cellular component (GO): membrane
Molecular function (GO): L-ascorbic acid binding; iron ion binding; oxidoreductase activity, acting on paired donors, with incorporation or reduction of molecular oxygen
Source: RefSeq, a predicted model, not a curated record